Gymnogyps californianus (California condor) is the source of this 1956-nucleotide messenger RNA. RefSeq names its product DNA replication fork stabilization factor DONSON (gene DONSON). Gene Ontology annotation, cellular component: nucleus. Gene Ontology annotation, biological process: nuclear DNA replication. The transcript has 10 exons. Bases 1 to 1701 code for a protein of 566 amino acids. The record is from RefSeq and is a predicted model, not a curated record. Lineage: Eukaryota; Metazoa; Chordata; Aves; Accipitriformes; Cathartidae.
AUGGCCGCCUCCACCGUGCCCGGCUACUCGCCCGGUUUCAAGAAGCCGCCGGCGAUGCUGCGGCUGAAGCGCAAACGGCUGCGGAGGAACGAGCCCGCCGCCGCCGCUCCCUCGCCCUGCGGCGCGGCCCCGCGGGCCCCCUCCGCGCCCGCCCGCCGCAACCCCUUCUCCAGCCUGGACAACGCGCCGCGGGCGGCCGGCACGCCCCAGCCGCUGGAGCGGGCCCGGCGGCCGUCGCCACCGGCGGGCGGGUCCCCCUCGGCAGCGCCAUUCUGGCAGCUUUUAGAGGCUGUCUGUGAAGAUAAGCCCACCAGGAGAGCAGAGCCCUCUGAAAGAACUGACAUCUUCACCCCAACCCAUGACCUUCAUUUACCUGUUGCUAUACCCGAAGUUCCCUCCUCACCAAGACAUGAAUUUCCUGCAGACUGGAGUAUUAAAACACGACUUCUGUUUAUGUCUUCCCAACCUUUUACCUGGGCAGAGCAUUUAAAAGCACAAGAGGAAGCUCAAGGAUUUGCUCAGCAUUGUAGAGCUACAGAAACAAACCUGCCACAGAGCAUACAGGAACCAAAACUGUCGACAGAACUGCGUUGUGCCUUUCAGCAAAGCCUCGUUUACUGGCUUCACCCUUCACUGCCAUGGCUGCAGCUGUUCCCUCGGAUUGGAGCAGACAGAAAAAUAGCUGGAAAGGCUAGUCCUUGGUCACAGGAUGAAGCCUUGCAACAAGUGCUAAUGAGUGACUGGUCUGUCAGCUUUACUUCUCUGUACAAUCUGCUCAAAGCCAAACUGUGUCCCUACUUCUACGUAUGUACCUACCAGUUUACUGUCCUGUUCCGUGCAGCUGGUCUUGCGGGAAGUGACGUUAUCACAGCUGUAAUUUCUCCCACAACUAGAGGUUUAAGGGAAGCCAUGAGAAAUGAAGGCAUAGAGUUUUCUUUACCUUUGGUAGAAGAAAGUAGAACCAGGAAACAGAAAAACUCUGAAGUGAAUUUGGAAACAGAAGUUGCUAACAGCCUCGAAGUGGGCAACAGCAUGGAAGAUGGAGAGGAACCAGCUCCAAGCGAUGAUGAUGAUGAAAGUUUCUCUUGGCUGGAGGAGAUGGGAGUCCAAGACAAGGUUAAGAAACCAGAUGCUAUUUCUAUUAAACUUCGUAAGGAGAAGCACGAGGUGCAGAUGGAUCACAAACCCGAAUCCCUUGCAUUAGUGAAAGGAACAAACACAUUCACCUUGCUGAACUUCUUGAUAAACUGUAAGAGCCUAGUGGCUGUUGCAGGUCCACAAGCAGGGCUCCCACCAACUUUGAUGUCCCCUGUUGCUUUCCGAGGUGGAACAAUGCAAACGCUCAAAGCUCGAAGUAUAAAUGCCAAAGCCAGGGUUCACUUGGCGUACGAGGAUAUAUUCAGUUUGGAGAUCGUAGGCCCUGUCAUGCCUCAUUCCCUGCAUUCAUUGACCACGCUGCUCAAGUCCGCACAGAGGGGAGCAUUCUCUGCUGUAUUAUACACACAUGAGCCAACUGCUGUGUUCAACACUAAUCUUGACAAUGCAAGCCCUGCCUUAAAUAAGGAAGCCGUACGCAAAGAUCUUCCUGCGUGUGGACUGCAUCCUAAGACUUUGGAUCAACUGAGUCAGUGCCCAACAUUGGGAAAAUCUUCCAUCCGAUUUCUGGAAAUGAAGGAUUAUGCUUAUACCUGGAAGUCCUAGGUACACUAGUUCCAUUUAAUGGAAAAGAAUGCUCCCUAGUGGGCAGUUGCUGUACUUCAUUCGGGUCUACACGGGCAGCACCUAUGCAGUACCGGGAGGGAUACAAUCUAGCUGUGCAUCACAGACAACAACUAUUGCACAUCACCCAUCAUAAAACACUUUAAAGGACUUUUAAAGGAAACAAAGGAAAACGCCUUGGACAUCUCCUUUUGUAUUUUAGAAAGCCUUUUUUAAAUAAAGCUUGAUAAAACAUGA